Molecule: messenger RNA, 1674 nt
Organism: Exophiala dermatitidis NIH/UT8656
Lineage: Eukaryota; Fungi; Ascomycota; Eurotiomycetes; Chaetothyriales; Herpotrichiellaceae
Product: AAT family amino acid transporter
Exons: 5
Coding region: 1-1674 (557 amino acids)
Biological process (GO): amino acid transmembrane transport
Cellular component (GO): membrane
Molecular function (GO): amino acid transmembrane transporter activity
Source: RefSeq, a predicted model, not a curated record
AUGUCGGUCUCUAAGGGCGAAGAAAAGGCGCGCAAUGCUCCUGAGCCGUCUUUCCCAAAGAUGAGCUUGGAAGAAACCAACAUUUCAGAAGCCACGGGUCAGCUCGAAGCCAGCAUGGUGCCUGUCACAGGGACCAAGCAGACAUUGCGACACCUAAGGCCACGACACAUCCAAUUGAUGGCCUUCUCUGGUGCCAUUGGAACCGGUCUGUUUGUCGGAUCAGGCUCUGCUCUCGCCCGGGCUGGUCCUUUGGGGUUAUUUCUAGGCUACAGUAUUUAUGCCUUGCUUGUUUGGUCAACAUUCAAUGCAGUCGGUGAGAUGGUCGUCUGGCUCCCAAUUGACAGCUCCUUUGUGGUCUUUGCACACGCUUUCCUCGACGAUGCAUGGGGUUUCGCCUUGGGUUGGCUAUAUACCGUCACCAAUGCACUCUCUGCAGCUGGUGAAGUGGCCGCUGUGGCCGCGAUAUUCAAUUUCUGGACUGUGUCCGUGAACAAUGCACUUUACGUGGCGAUUGUGUCAACUUCUUUGGUCGCCCUCAACAUUUUCGGGGUGCGGAUUUACGGCGAAGGCGAAUUCUACUUCUCGCUCUUUAAGAUAAUACUCAUUCUGGGCUUGCUCUUGAUGACAUUUAUUCUGAUGGUAGGAGGAAACCCUCAGCACGACGCCUUUGGCUUCCGAUACUGGAAAGAUCCAGGGCCUUUCAACGAGUAUAUCGCUUCCGGUAGUUGGGGCAAGUACUGCCAUUUCUUGGGCUUUUGGUCCGUGUUCGUCCAAGCUGCCUUUGCCUUUGGUGGACCUGACUACAUCGCGCUUUGUGCUGGCGAAGCCCGGGCUCCACGCCGCGUUAUGCCCUCGGUAUUCAAACGUGUGAUCUAUCGGUUGGCAUUGUUCUACAUCCUGGGAGUCCUUGCUGCUGGCAUCAUGGUUCCCUCUGAUGACCCAAAUCUCGGCUCUAGCAAGCCCGGUGCUGGGGCUUCGCCGUUCGUGAUUGGCAUCACCAGACUGAAGAUUCCGGUCCUCCCUCACAUCAUUAAUGCGAUGCUCCUAACCUCAGCCUGGUCGUGCGCCCUGGAGCUUUUCUAUGCCUCUACCCGGUCUUUGUAUGCAUUAGCCGUCGACGGUAAGACCCCCAGGUUCCUCCUCUUCACCUGGCGAGGAGUUCCAACCUUUUGUGUUGUCGCAGUCUGGAUUGUUACUUGGAUCUCCUUCAUGUCAGCUUCCAACGGGUCGCUCACCGUCUUUACCUGGCUUACCAGCAUUGUUGGCUCCGGCAACUUGCUGAUUUACAGCAUCUUUCACAUCACUUACAUCCGAUUUCGACUUGCGCAGAAGGCACAGGGGAUCCGGGACGACCAGCGGCCGUGGUUCCGGCGUUAUCAGUAUUAUUAUUCGAUUGUCUCACUGUUCUUUUACCUGAUUAUCUUCUUCACCAAUGGGUUUUCGGUCUUCACUAAAGGGAACUGGUCGACUGCCAACUUUAUCUUCGCUUAUUUUUCCUUCGGUCUUUUCUUGGUCACAUAUGUGGGCUACAAGCUGAUCAAGCGUCCAAGAAUGUCUCCACUCAAAGCAGUUCCACUCCACGCGGGUAGGCAUGAACUGGACAUGGACGAUGGCUAUGUCGAAAAGGAGCCUGUCACCGCAUUGCAGAAGUUCAACAGGUGGUUGUGGGGUUAG